This is a messenger RNA of Trypanosoma brucei brucei TREU927, 615 nucleotides long. RefSeq lists its product as hypothetical. The transcript has a single exon. NCBI's taxonomy places the organism in Eukaryota, Euglenozoa, Kinetoplastea, Trypanosomatida, Trypanosomatidae. Bases 1 to 615 code for a protein of 204 amino acids. The record is from RefSeq and is a predicted model, not a curated record.
AUGAAGAGACCAUGGGGUGAGUCCGUUGGGACGCAGAGCAAUCACACUCGCACGGAUGGAGUCCAAGAGCCGUCCGCUUCUGCUGAACUCGCUGCAUCCGCAAAUGAUGACACGCAAGUGAGAAGUGACGGGCGUAACGUACGUGUAAGAAGUUCAGGUUCUCCACGUACAAUUGAUACGGGUAAUGGGGGCGGUUCAACAGUCGUAUCACCACAGCGUCAGUUGAGUGACCAACGGUUACCGCAAGCAUCCUCGAGACAUGAAUUGCUGGAGGGCACUUCUGAGUUUCUGUUGCGUACGGAGGGGAAUAUUCCAUGCUCCUUUGGUAAUGUGCCGAAGGAUUCUAUAGGUUAUGAAUCGCAGUGCUGUUGGAACUUGUACAAUAAUACGGGAACAACGCACUAUGAACCACCAUGGAGGACGUGCUUAGCUGUGGAGAAGAACCGGGAGAACCCCUAUUAUUUGCCAUGGCUUGACUCCAUGAAAAUACCUCCACUGGAUGAAUUACUUUCGAAAGUAGACGAGCGGAAAAGCAAAGCAGCAACCUCUGGUGAUGUGGACUCCGGCACGAACGAUUCUAAUGUAAAAGACGGAUCUACGAAGCAUGCGGAUUAG